AUGCAGGACGUUCUGCGCUACAUACGAGGAGAAUGGCCUUCGAAAGCGGCUCUUCGAGUCAACGCUGUGCCGUUCUUUAAGGUUCGCACGGAGCUGUCAGAAGUUGAUGGACUACUGCUGCGCGGGGAUAGGAUUGUUGUGCCACCUGCGUUAGUGUCAAGGGUAAUUGGCCUGGCGCAUGAGGCACAUCCGGGCAUAGUGCGUACAAAGCAGCGCUUGCGUCAACUGUACUGGUGGCCUGCGAUGGACAGCAACGUUGAAUCUGCUAUCCGGGGCUGCGACAUAUGCCAAACAGCGGACAAGUCCGCGAAGACGGCACCUGCUCCACUCACUCCUGUGAAACUUCCAGAGGGACCUUGGGAAAAAGUCAGCAUGGACGUUGUUGGUCCUUUUGAAAAGGCCCCACAGAACUGCCGGUACAUGAUCACCUUGAUAGACUACCAAAGUCGGUGGCCCGAACUGUUCUUUUCGAAUACAGUCACAACUGCAACUGUUAUCGGGUUUCUGCGCCAAAUCUUCAGCAGGGAAGGCUACCCCGUUGAAAUUCUGACUGAUAACGGCUGCCAAUUCAUUUCCCACGAGUUUCGUGCUUUUCUCCAAGAACGAGGAAUUCGCCACAUACGCUCCUCAGUCUACCAUCCACAAGGAAAUGGCAUGAUCGAGAGGUUCAACAAGGUACUAAAAAGUUUCGUCCAAGUGGCGCAGUUAGAGAACCGUCCAAUCAAAGAGGCCGUACUGGAAUACAUCGGGUGUAUCGUGCUACACCUCACUCGUCCACGGGACUAG
Molecule: messenger RNA, 786 nt
Organism: Ornithodoros turicata
Lineage: Eukaryota; Metazoa; Arthropoda; Arachnida; Ixodida; Argasidae
Exons: 1
Coding region: 1-786 (261 amino acids)
Biological process (GO): DNA integration
Molecular function (GO): nucleic acid binding
Source: RefSeq, a predicted model, not a curated record